Messenger RNA from Microtus oregoni (creeping vole), 2705 nucleotides. Its product is annotated as VWFA and cache domain-containing protein 1-like. The record is from RefSeq and is a predicted model, not a curated record. The annotation marks the transcript as partial. Gene Ontology annotation, cellular component: voltage-gated calcium channel complex. Lineage: Eukaryota; Metazoa; Chordata; Mammalia; Rodentia; Cricetidae. Gene Ontology annotation, molecular function: voltage-gated calcium channel activity. The transcript is spliced from 10 exons.
GUGCUUCAUAAUGGAGGACAGGGGUUAUCUGGUGGCUCAUCCAACGCUCGUUGACCCCAAAGGCCAUGCGCCUCUGGAGCAGCAACACAUCACCCACAAGGAGCCCCUGGUGGCAAACGACAUCCUGAACCACCCAAACUUUGUGAAGAAGAACCUGUGCAACAGCUUCAGCGACCGGACAGUGCAGAGAUCUUACAAGUUCAAUACCAGCCUGGUGGGCGACUUGACAAACCUUGUACAUGGCAGCCACUGUUCUAAGUACCGCUUGGCAAGGAUCCCAGGCACCAACGCGUUUGUCGGCAUUGUCAACGAGACCUGCGACUCCCUUGCCUUCUGCGCUUGCAGCAUGGUGGACCGUCUGUGUCUCAACUGCCACCGAAUGGAACAAAAUGAAUGUGAAUGCCCUUGUGAGUGCCCCCUGGAGGUCAAUGAGUGCACUGGCAACCUCACAAAUGCCGAGAACAGAAACCCAAGCUGUGAGGUGCACCAGGAACCAGUGACGUACACAGCUAUCGACCCCGGCCUGCAGGACGCCCUGCACCAGUGUGUCAACAGCAGGUGCAACCAGAGACUGGAAAGUGGGGACUGUUUCGGGGUGCUGGACUGCGAGUGGUGUGUGGUGGACAGCGACGGGAAGACUCACCUGGACAAAUCCUACUGUGCGCCUCAGAAAGAAUGCUUCGGAGGGAUCGUGGGAGCCAAAAGUCCCUACGUGGAUGACAUGGGGGCCAUCGGUGACGAGGUGAUCACGCUAAACAUGAUUAAGAGCGCCCCCGUGGGCCCUGUGGCCGGAGGGAUCAUGGGCUGUAUCAUGGUACUGGUCCUUGCCGUGUAUGCUUACCGCCACCAGAUCCAUCGCCGCAGCCACCAGCACAUGUCUCCUCUUGCAGCUCAAGAAAUGUCAGUGCGUAUGUCCAACCUGGAGAAUGACAGAGAUGAAAGGGACGAUGACAGCCACGAAGACAGGGGCAUCAUCAGCAACACUCGGUUCAUCGCUGCGGUCAUGGAGCGACACGCACACAGUCCAGAAAGGAGACGACGCUACUGGGGCCGCUCGGGGACUGAAAGUGAUCACGGUUACAGCACCAUGAGCCCGCAGGAAGACAGCGAGAACCCUCCCUGCAACAACGACCCCUUGUCAGCAGGGGUGGAUGUAGGCAACCAUGACGAGGACUUGGACCUGGACACCCCACCUCAGACUGCAGCCCUCCUGAGUCACAAGUUCUACCACUACCGCUCCCAACAUCCCACCCUCCAUCACAGCCACCACCUUCAGGCCGCCGUGACAGUGCACACCGUGGAUGCCGAGUGCUAACGGGUCCCCUCACCUCCCCAAGCAGAAGGGCACCGGGUGGUGCGGAGUGCUCCGAGAAGAAAUGAGCCGGUGUAAAGCCCUGCCACACAAGACACCCUGAGUGUCUGUGCUUUGUCCCGGGCGGUUUGCUGCCCCCUGGGGGCGUGUUUAAACUGAAACCGCCUAGUCCCUGAGAAGCUGAGGCCGGUUCUGAAACGGAGGGGGUGGGGUCUGCUGAUGAACCGACCCAAUGGAGCUCCAACAGAGACACUUGUAAAGGAAACUGAGUCAGGGGAAUGUUCCCAGCACCAGAAGCACUCGACCCCUGACCUGGAAGAGAGCUGGAGCCAAUGGCGGGAAUGGCGGGACGCAGCACACCAGAGCCUCCAACUGCUGGCAGACACUCCUGUUUCCCAGCGGUGCCUGGACGCCACCGUUAUUGUACUGAACUCACCUUGAGCUCUAAAUGAUGCAUCUCAAGAUUUCUAAGUAAAGGAUUAUUUUUCUACUAUUUAUUGAACUUUCAAACUUGGGGGGGAAAGGAACCGAGAGGUUCUCGGCCAUACCCCUGGCUGUUGUGUGUGAUGACGUGGUUCUUUGAUUAAGAAGUUGUGUUUCUUAUUUAACUGGUGAUCUUCCCACCACCCUGAUCCACAAAAAAAGAAAGGAAGGAAGGAAGGAAGAAGGAAGCAAUCUUUCUUUGGCUUGUUACAUCACUUUGCUGAAAUAUGUCAUCUGUGAUAGUAUUCCCUUUCUGGAGGGGCAAUGAUCCAAGAUGGUCUCAAAGAAAUGUCAUUCCCUUUAGAAUUAUUUCCACCUCCCAUAUAUAAGGUUUUCCUUAGGUUUCUACGAAAUCUAGUAUUACAGCCUUAGCCUUUCAGUUUAGGGAGGCUUGGGUUUAUUCGCUUUGUUUAAAGACUAUAAAUUUUAAAAUGUCUCGUUUUUUUACUCUGAGAAUAUUAAACAGAUAACGGAAGACAUUUUGAAAUUGUUAACUUGUGAUUCUUAAAAGAUUUCCUUUGAAAUCGUAGCUCAAAGCCUCUGCCACUGAGUCCACCAAACCGCUUUUGACUUCUCCGGGGAUUCAGCACAUGGCUGCUUUGGCGUGGGGCAUUGUGAUUUGAAAGUAGCGUUCUAAUUACAGUGGUGUAUUUUAGAUUCACGCUUUGUGAUUCCAAUAUGUUAUGAAGACAUUCUUUGCACCGUGUGUGUGGUAAAUCUCCGUUUAUAUGUAGUUGGAAAAAUUCACCAAACAAUGUUUUAAUAAUAGGGUAUCAUGAUAUACUGUAAAGAAUAAAAUAAAAAUUGGGUCCUCGGCACUACAGGAAGUAAACUCUAUAUGUGCUACCCAGAAACCCCUUCAUACUGUGUAUAAAAUUGCAGUCUAGUGAAAUAAACUGUAUGCAAUGAA